Microbotryum saponariae is the source of this 731-nucleotide messenger RNA. Lineage: Eukaryota; Fungi; Basidiomycota; Microbotryomycetes; Microbotryales; Microbotryaceae. The record is from the annotation of a GenBank genome assembly.
AUGGCAUCCACCACAAAGACCAAACCCACCUCUUCGUCCACACCCAUCUCCUCACAAAACCACUUUGGCUCGCUCCUCUUCUGUUCGCGCUGUGGUGAUCUCCUCGCCCUCCCCGGCGACGACGACGAGAUCGUUUGUGAUGCGUGUGGGCAGGUGGAGGAUGCUGCUGGUGCGUUCGACACAUUCACCAUAGGGCUCUGUGAUCGUUCGAGUGAAAACUCAUCGGAAGCGAUCCCCGCACAGCUUACGAGAACCAAACGAUCACGACCCGAUCCCACCCCGCGGCGUUCCCGAGUUCGUUGAGGCAGAAGAAGACGUCAUUGGUCAAACAUACCGGUGACGUCGAAAAGAAGAAAGUAUAUGUACGUUCGUUUCAGCGUCCCUCUUUCGAUAGUGGAGCCCAAGUUCCUCUUGAGGCCGUCAAUCCACGCUCUUUUUCUCGGAAAAAUUUUCCACCCGUAGCUCCUCGAGCUCACCCCUUGCUAUUACCCUGCUUCUACCCGAACAGGUCGAUGAGAUGUGCGAAAAAUGUGGCAACGAACGCAUGUCGGUCAAGACGAUGCAACUCCGGUCCGCCGAUGAAGGAGGUCAGUCGAGUGCCACCCACAUCCCUGAACCCGAUGAUCUUUCCCACGGAAAACUCUUCGCUGACGCACGGUUAUCAUCUGAAUGCAGCCACGGUUUUCUACUCUUGCGAGCGAUGUGGUCAUCAAACGAGGUUGAACAAUUAG